Molecule: messenger RNA, 2107 nt
Organism: Drosophila busckii
Lineage: Eukaryota; Metazoa; Arthropoda; Insecta; Diptera; Drosophilidae
Product: blastoderm-specific protein 25D-like
Exons: 3
Coding region: 75-2087 (670 amino acids)
Biological process (GO): microtubule anchoring at centrosome
Cellular component (GO): centrosome
Source: RefSeq, a predicted model, not a curated record
GGUCCAAUCACAUAAGUGGAACCAAGCUAAAACGUUGUGUUUCGUUACCCACACGUCGGACUCUGCAAUGCAAUAUGCAAAAAAAUUAUGCAGCAACAAGCAGAGUACAAAGUACUACCACAUCUCCAAAGAUCCAAUCCCAAUCCAUUCAAAAUACCCUGAGCAAUCUCAUACUGCCAAAUCAGGACCGUAGCAGUGUGGAAUCGCUAGAUUCGCCUAGUAACUACAUCGUUGGAUCUAGCCACAGAGGUAUCUCUAAAGACGUUUUGACACCUCAGCAAUUGGAGACAAUCAGCGCACAUAAAGUUAUUGAUACCUGGAAAUCGGCAAAUGUCAUAAAUAGUGAUAGCUUAUUGCACGCCUUAGGAUUUAAUGAGGAUGAGAUUAGUUUCAGUCAGCUGGCUACUGUGCUUGAAGAGGAAGUCCGCGGUCUGGAACAAGAUCCAAACUGUAAUGUCUUGCGUGCAUUAGUAGCGUUACAAUCUGAAGAGUUAAACUCACUUCGAGAAGCAUACGGUCAACAGUACAACGAGAAUUCGAAGCUGCGCGCAGACAACAAAUCUGCUAACCAGCGGGUAGCCAUGCUGGCCGUCGAAGUGGAUGAGCGCCAUGCAACGCUAGAGGAUAAUUAUAAUCAGCAACUGCAUCAAUUAGAGCAGCGACAUACAAAUGUAAUACGUGAGUUAACACAACGUAUGGGAAAUGAUCGUGAUCAUUGGACUAGUAUGACGGCCCGACUGGAGGCACAAAUAAAAUGUUUUGAGCAGCAAGAGAUUAAAUUUAAAACAGAACUAGAAUUGGUGCGUAACGAAAACGUUGAGCUGCAUUCGGAUCAUCAAAAAUGUCAACAGCAGAUAACAGAUCUAUUAGAACAAAACAUAGCACUAAACCAAAAACUGGCAUUUUGUGAGCCAUUAGGCCUUGAUGGUAGUUCUACAUUCAGCAAUGAUAAAUCGACUAAAACCAUAGAAGAUGAUGAUGAGUUACUACAGGUGAUGGAGAAAAUGGCAGUGCUACAAAUGGAAAAUUCACAAUUGCGAGAUAAAACAGACGAACUAACAAUUGAAAUUGAAAAUUUACAGAUCAAGUUGUCGCGUACAAAUUCAAGAAAAAUUAAGUUACCCGUAUGUACUGUUAGCAAUUUGGAGUCCAUAGAGCUUAGUGAUGAUCUUGGGGUCGCUUGCAGUGGAUUGGCCACUAAGCGUCGGGGUGACUCGCCCAGCAAGACAUAUAUAGCAGAAGAAAGUCCGCGACUUGGUAAGCAACGUAAAUGUUCAGAAGAAAGCGAGUCAAGUGAAAAUAGUAUCGAUUGGUUUGAGGCCAAUUCUGAUGGGAGGCUGCAGCGUUGUAAAAAGCAUGAAGAAGAAAUUUUAACCCUGCGCCGUAGCAUAGUACAGCUGGAACUUGAAUUAAAGACCACACCUUCAAGGGCAGCAGCAAUUGACGAAAGCUAUAAAAUCAGGCCUAUUACGCCAGAGUCACGCUGUAAAGAGCUCGAAAGCAGCUUGGAACAGAUGCAGCGUGCAUACGAAGAAUGCGAAGACUACUGGCAGUCUAAGCUAAGUGAAGAGCGUCAGCUAUUUGAAAAAGAGCGUCAGAUUUAUGAGGAUGAACAGCUGGAGAGCGAUAAAAAGUUUACAGAGCUUAUGGAAAAGGUGCGCGAAUAUGAGGAACAAUACAGCAAAGAUGGUCGCUUGUCCCCCAUUGACGAGCGUGAUAUGCUGGAGCAGCAGUAUGUCGAGCUCGAAGCCGAGGCAGAAAAUAUGCGCACUAAUUUUAUUCGCAUGCUAGAAGAGAAAUCACAGCAAAUUAGUGAUUUGCAAUGUGAAAUCGAUAAUCUGCGUACACGCCUGGGCGAGAGUGUUGAAAUACUUACUGGGGUAUCUGACAUACAAACAGAGCCUCUUCAAGAUGUUAACACACAGAUUGCAGGAAGUCCAGCCAGCUCUCCAAUUAGUUACCUAUGGCAUCAAAGUACAAUUCAAGAGCCCCUGAAAACUUUUUCUAGAAACACUAAUGAAAUCAGUGCGCUAACUCUUGAUCUUUUUGCUGCCCAAUCUCCAACUCACAAAGCCACCAGCCGGUAAGUAUUUAAGCUUCGAGCUAU